Molecule: messenger RNA, 5276 nt
Organism: Diceros bicornis minor
Lineage: Eukaryota; Metazoa; Chordata; Mammalia; Perissodactyla; Rhinocerotidae
Gene: TLCD5
Product: TLC domain containing 5
Exons: 2
Coding region: 668-1489 (273 amino acids)
Cellular component (GO): membrane
Source: RefSeq, a predicted model, not a curated record
CAUUUUUAACUAAAAAAUUGCUCUAAAGAUAUUUUUAUAUCUCAACAAAAACUCCCCUCUUCUACCUCAAAAUCCUUCUGCUUCCCUCUUGGUAAGUCUUUUUGGAUUUCAGAACUGAAUAGGACUAGGAUUUUAUUUUAUUCUUUUCCUUCCAAGAUGUCUGGAGUCUUUGUUUAGCGCUAUAUUUAGGUUUACCUCAAGUUUCGAUUUUGCUGAUAAACCUGUGACCCAAAUCCAAACUUCAGUUGAGUUUAGUGUCAGCUUAAAACCACAUGAAACUGUCAUGUGUCAUAUGACUUCUCUAGCUGAGACCACAAGUGGUGGUGGUGUUUUUUCAUGACAGCUUCUUAUUGGGACUUUUGAAAUGUGGACGCAUUAUCUAAUACAUGUAUUAUGUUACUUGUGUAUCAUUGUCCAAGGUCAGUCAUCACUGGGAGGUUGUGACUGACAUUUACUCACCAUAACCACAUGUUAUAUUAGACAGUCUACUAACUCAGAAUGCAGGUCCUGGUUUUCAGUUUACAGCUUUUACCAGCUGCCAACAUGUUAUCUCUAAUGAACAUGGAGCCAGAAAUACAGCCAUACUUAAAUAGAAGAUUCUUGGCUAUGCAGAUAAGGAAGAAGUGUUUCAGUGAAGGCAAUAUUUUUGUACUAUUCUAGAGUAGAAAUGAAGAUUAUACACAAACUGACCCAAUGCUGUUUUCUUAGGGUGCAUCCUUUGUUUUUCUGGUUUCGGUCUUUUCAUCAUAGGAUGGCAUUAGCUCUGUGUCUGCAGGUGCUGUGCAGCCUGGGGGGCUGGCUCUCGCUCUACAUUUCUCUCUGCCGCCUGAACAAGCACCGAAGCUAUGAGUGGAGUUGCCGCCUGGUUACGUUCACCCAUGGAGUCCUCUCUAUAGGCCUCUCAGCUUAUAUUGGCUUCAUUGAUGGCCCUUGGCCUUUUACCCACCCAGGCUCACCCAAUACACCUCUCCAAGUGCACGUUCUGUGUCUCACCUUGGGCUACUUCAUCUUCGACUUGGGCUGGUGCAUCUACUUCCAGUCUGAGGGAGCCCUGAUGCUGGCUCACCACACACUGAGUAUCUUGGGCAUCAUCAUGGCCCUGGUGCUUGGAGAGUCAGGCACAGAGGUCAAUGCAGUCCUCUUUGGAAGUGAGAUUACCAACCCCUUGCUCCAGAUGCGCUGGUUUCUCCGUGAAACAGGGCACUACCAUAGUUUCACUGGAGAUGUGGUGGACUUCUUCUUUGUGGCUCUGUUCACUGGAGUGAGGAUUGGCGUAGGAGCUCGCCUCCUUUUCUGUGAAAUGGUCUCACCCAAGCCCAAGUGGUUUGUAAAGGUUGGGGGAGUAGCUAUGUAUGCUGUGUCUUGGUGUUUCAUGUUUAGCAUCUGGCGCUUUGCAUGGAGGAAAAGCAUCAAGAAGUACCAUGCCUGGAGAAGCAGGCGGAGUGAGGAGUGGCAGCUAAAACAUAAUGGACAUCUCAAGACGCGCUAGCCAAGGCUUGCUCCAGAAAAUGGAGUGGGUUAAGUCAGCCAUGGGAACCAGGUUGGAAAUAUGGCUGUUAUGGAAUCACGCUUAUAACAAACUUAGGUUUCUAAAAAGGGCUAAAUUUAUCGAUCAGUUUGGUGGGUCUUUGAGUGGAGCACAUACCAGUAUUAAAACACUAAUGUCUACAGUCGCAUAGUUGUAGAAAGUGAGACUCCUCAGUGGUAGUUGUGCAUAAGUCAGAACUGUGAGGUGAGCACUACUGCAUUCCUUUUAGUCUGUGGUGACCCUGGGUGCCCUUGCCCCUGGGAGGCUUGAUGGUCAGACAGCUUAAAAGGGAACUCGAAAAAGAUUAAUGCUGUUUCUUCCUUAUUCCUUUGAGAAGUGACUCCUUCAACAAACACUUUCCACGUAGCAAUUUAUAUAAAUUCAUCCCAUUUACUAUAAAGGGAGGAACUUUCAGGAAGAUGCGUACCUUUGGCAUUCUGACUAUUGGAUCAGGGGAUUGAAUCUGCUUAAACAAAGGGGGAUAGAGGAUGAGAGAAGGAUGGGGGUGAGACUGUGGUAGUGGUGGUGAGUACUUACUGAGCCUCCCUGUACCAACUGUGUCGGGGGUCCCCAAGCCCACCCUCAGGUUCCCUAGGACGACUCACAGGACUCAGCACAUAGUCAUACUCAUUGCUUUGAUAUAUUACAGCGAAAGGAUACCAAGAAAGAUCAGCAAAGGGAAAAAGCACCAGGGGCAAAGUAUAGGGGAAACCAGGCCCAAGCUUCCAGAGCCCUCUCCCAGUGGGAUCACACAGGAUGUGCUUAAUUCCACUAUCGACGAUUUGUGGCAAUAUGUGUGAAAUGUCCACCAAGGAAGCUCAUUAGAGACUCAGUGCCCAGGGUUUUUACUGGGAUGUAGCAAAAUUCCUGACUCCCAGAAGGAAAGCAGGUAUUCAGCAUAACCCAUAUUGUUUGCACAAAGAGUUUUAGGCACAGUGAGCCAGUCUUAUCAGUUAAUGGUGGGAGCUCUCCUGAAAUCGAAGUUCCCAGAUGCUGGCUGAUGGCCAGCCUUACAAGCAGCCCUUUCCAAGGAUAGCAGUUCAGUCCUGCUAUGUUCUCUUUUCUGCACAAAAACCAUAGAGCCAGGGCUUUGGAUGAGAGAUGAAUGAGGUGUGGGCAGAUUUACCGAGUCCUGUUGUACGGGUUUUGCCCAACCGGGAAAACUAUGCCAGUUCUCAGGGCUUUGUGCAUUAAUCUCGUAGGCAUGAGAGGCUGUGACUAAAUUCCACAGGGAUUUACCCUGUGGAUUCCACUAUGCUUGAGAUGACAGUUCAAGUUUCAGCUCUGCUGUGCACGCUGCAGGCUAGAACCAAAGACUAAAGCAUGUCCUGGCCUCAGUGGGAUAAGGCUAAUUUUUGCAUUUCAGAUACAUUCCCUUUCAGUCCUUUUACUACUUUUUCUCAGAAAAAGGUGCCAGUGUUGAUGGACAAAAUAUUAUAACAAGGCCAGACUUGGAAGGAAAAAAUAUUUUUUAGUGCGAUAGUCUCUGAUCUCACCUAGGAAAAGCAAGAGUGUAAGCACAGAACAAGGGGAUGGGAAUCAAGAAUUCCUGGGCUCUUUAACUAAUUUUGCUACUCACUUGCUGGAUCAUUUGGGCAGGUCACUUGUUUACUCUUUGCCUCAAUUUGAACCCUCUUGUGAAUGAAUGAAAUACCCUGCUGGGUAUUUCAUAGAGACAUUAUGUGGCAUUUUAUUCAUGGAGGUGUUUAAUGUAGGGCUUUUAUGAAAAAGUGAAGUAUUUAUUUAUUUGUAUAUUUGUUGUUUAUUUAUUUAUUUAUGUUAUUUAGAUCUGUGGUGACUGAUUAGCUCAGUUGGUAAGCAAGUGUAUGGGGCUCUUGAAGUCAAGGCUGAAAGCAGGAAGUGUGAGCCCAUCCUGUGGUGACUGGUAAUCUUAACCUAAUGAGUGGUCUUGAAAAUGGAUGUCAUUGGCCAGGCAUGACGGAGUGACUGGAACUGCAUCAAGUCAUCGUUGCUCUGGGAAAAGCAACUUUAAAGGCAUGUUAACAGUGGGUCUUCUAAAAUGACUGUCAUUUGGUGAAAGAGUUUUGCUGGACAUGGAAAUAAUCUGACAGUAGCAUCUCCAUCUCUAUUUGUCUAUGAUCAGUAUCCCUAAAAUGCUAGUUAGCUUCCUCCUAACAAAUCUGUGGUCAAAGUAGGAUGCUGGGGAAUGCUGAUUUUAGCGAAAGCCUACUAAAAAAGUGGCUUGGUGCAUGAGCUCAAAAAAAAAAAAAAGAAAAAGCUGGCUCUUGAAUUUUGGCACAGUGUAACCUGUUCCAUACCAGACAAAUGAAUAGGCUUAAUCUGGUACCAAUUCUUUUCUCCUUACUCUUCAGAAAUGAAGGGAUUGCAGAUCUUGCUGUUUUGGGGUACUCUCAUGGGAGUUUCUUUGAAUUUUGAGAAACCUAAACAAUGAUAAGGGAAAGAGAAUUCCUCAUUUCAACUAUUCUUGAUGUCAUAGCUAAUAACUAUGAAGGAAACUCUCUGAGAGAAAAAUGUGAAAUGAAUAUGCCUCAGCAGUUGAGAUGCUGAGUUUUUACAUCACAGGUAAAUGAAGGGCUAAUUCACAUGUGGUGUGGUUGGACAAAAUGCAGGACUCAUUUGCAUUUGGAUUACUAUGUAAUAAUUACUAACACUGCUCAAGAAGGAUUUAUAUUUCAAUAAGAUUUGUACUAAAUUUUAUAAAAAUAAACAACUUUUUCUCAACCUAGAGUCUGCGUUUAUAUCUUUGUUGUGGUUUUGCCAAGAAGUGGGGAAAAAAGUCUUUUGACCUGUAGAAAUGUUGACCCAUAUUUAUACUUAUUGGUGAAUUACCUCUUAUCUGCUGCUUAUCAUCAACCAUUCCUACCAUUCUUUACUUUUUGGAGCAACACUCUACAUACAGAAAACACUUUGCCAAAAGAGAGAGGAAGAACCUAAUUUCUUUCUUAUUUUGCCACCUGUGUGGGCAGUUGCCUUGAAAAUGAUGAUGUUGAGUGGGCUCCAUGAGGACACAGCCUUUGGCUCUCUUCAGAACUGUACUUCCAACACCUAGAACAGUGUUAGAUGCAGAGUAGGUGCUCAGUAAGCAUGUUGAAAGAAUGGAUGAGGGGAGGAGAAUGUGGUUUAGAAUAACCCUCCAAUGGAAAACCUGCUCAAACAGCAUGCACAAUGGAUUGUGUCAUUUUUCUAGGCAAAAGACUAACGACCCUGGGGAGUGUGUACUACCUAGAUUGGUGUGACUCUUCUGAAGGCGUUCUGUAGAUAGAGCCCUUUAGAACAGUCUAGAGCUACCAACAGCUGUAAAGAGGCUUUCACAGACAUUUUACCAUUAGCGCUUUGUGGGUGAAUAUAGAGAUUUUCAUCAUUAAGAAAAAAUAGUUCUGGGCUUAAUUAAAUCCUUUGCUUACCAUCUUCUGAAGCUUUCCCACAGCAAAUGCCUUCUUUGCUCACAGCUAGAACUUUGGGUCUGUUUAAGUUUGGAAAGAUCUUGAAAGCAGUCUGCCAAGAGGUUUUGUAUGCAAGGAAGAGAAGGUGAAUUAGGAAACUUGCCCAGUUUGUUUUAUUUCUGAAGCUCAAGUAGUGAGGCAUUCUUGAAGGGAAGUGGGGAACUCGUUUUUAAAAUGCAUAAUUUGAUGAGUCAUUGGGUCCAAUUAAUUUGAUACCUACACUGUAAAAUUAUUAGAAUAGGGCAAAAAAGAUAUUUAGUAUGUUUAAGAAAGAUAUACGUUUGGAGAUAAGGUUUGCAUUUUGGUCAGUGUAUAUAGAUGGA